AUGACAGAUGCGGAAGUUCAUAUGUCUGGGGGGUACACAACGCCUGCGGGUGCUAGAGCGGUUGUUAGUGACGGUGCUGCUGCCGCUCCUUCUCCUGCUCCUGCCUCCUCUGCUUUGGGGGCCCCUUCUGCAGCUUCUUUAUGUCUUACGUUCCCUCGAGCGUCUGCCGCAGGCAGUGCACCAGCAACAGCGGAGGAGGGGUUUGCCUGCGCGGAUGUGGAUGCGGCUGUGAACAAAGGGCCUUUCAGUGGCGUGCUUGCCCAGCAGCAGCAGCCCAGGCUUUCCUUGACUCUAGAUGACUCGACGAUUUAUGCGUUAAGCAGCAGAGGAAACUGCCCUUCUGCGGCUGCUGCUGCCGCUCAGGGAGCAUCUGCUGUCGCUGUCUGGAGGCUCAGCGGACCGCUUUCAGCCUUCAUGCUGCAGCUGCUACAGGUUCGUCCGCGGCAGCUGCAGGAGAUGCUCCAGCACAUGAGACAUUGCAUGCGUUGCGGCGCGUACAGGGAUCCAUGCCCCGUGCAUUUUCCAGCCGUUGCGAGCAGCGGCAACGGCAGUGGGAAGAGCAGCAAUUGCUGCUGUGCUUCGCUGCAGCUGCCGUCUAUUCCGCCGCCUGGGCAGGUGCGAGUUGCCGCUAUCUCAGACUUCUUCAGAGGGGGAGUCCUCUUCGAUGAGGCUCUUCUGCUCUUUUUCAGAGGCCCCAAGUCAGCAACUGGCGAAGAUGUGGCGGAGGUUCACUCACACGGCGGACGGGGAACGAUCGAGGCUCUCUACGACUUCUUUGCUGAGUCGCAGCGACGCGCGGGGGGCCUUAGAGGGGCAGGGGGCCCCGGGGCCCCCAGCGAGGGGCUUUGUUCACUAAAAGAUCUUUACAAGGACCUCCUAUCGGCAGACGACAGUCGCCUUCCCCUAGAAUCAGAAGAACUGCUCCUGCAGCAGCAAGAGACGCUGCAAACGCGGCCGGAGGUGUGCUGUUGCGAAGAACGGCUUUUCCAGCUUCUCUUGAGGAGAUUCCUUGCGCAGCAACAAUUGCAGCAGCAGCAGCAGCAACAGCAGCAACAAUUGCAGCAGCAACAACAGCAGCAGCAACAACAGCAGCAGUGCGCAGCGUCGAAAACUGCUGCGGCAUCCACAGGUACCUGCGUGUGCAGGAGCACAGCAGGGGGUCUGGGAGGUUCCCACGGGGCCUCCUUUUUUCGGUUGGCGUAUCCAGGAGAAUUCGCUUUGCGGUCUUUCUUAAACGGAAAGAAGACGCUGCAUCAGCUGCACGCUCUAGGGGCCUUGCUUAAUGCUCGGGGUCCUCGGCAGCUGGAAAGCGCGUUCCGACGGCUUCGGGGUAGAGAUGCAGCAGGAGAGAGGGCGCGUUGUCUAAGAACGUGGCGUGCGUCGCUCGUAGAUGCUCUGGGGGCGCUCGAGGCCGCCUUGGCCAUAGGAGAUGACCAGCAGCAAACUGCGGCAGCUGCGGCUACAGAAGCAGCCGCAGCAGCAGAGCCUGCCGUGUUUCAAGUGCUGAGCGAGCUGCGCAAGGAACUGCACAAAUUGGAGGCGCGUCGAGAAGUGGAAGAGGGGCAUCGACUGCUUCUUCUUGGGGCCCCCAAUGCUGGCAAAAGCAGCCUGUACAACCGGCUGGUGGGCUCCGAUGCCGCAAUCGUCUCUUGCGCUGCGGGGACGACACGAGAUGUUCUCAGCAGUACGCUGUGCUGCAGCCGAGGCGGAAGGGAAACGGUCCGCCUGGUGCUCUCCGACUGCGCAGGACUGAGACGUGCUGGCCGUGCUACACAUGCGCAUGCGAAGUCGCCUCCUAGUGGUGCUGCUGAUGACAGGAUCUGCACUAUUGAGGCCGAGGGGAUGCGCCGCACCGUUGCCGCAGCGAGAGACAGCGACUUCCUUCUGCUAGUUUUGGAAGCCCCUAGACGGCAGCAGCAGUCGCAGCAGCAGUCGCAGCAGCAUCAGGACGCGCUGCUGAUGCACCUGCGGCAGCAGCUGCUGCAGUUGGGGGAGGCUCUGAGAGACAUUCUAGGCAGCAGACCAGAAGGCGCAAAGAAGCCUCGCGUAUUUCUUGUCGUGAAUAAAAUGGACUUGCUCCAGGAGCUGCAAAUUAGUGGGGGCGGCGGGGACGGCAAAAAGAACAACAGCACCGACAGCAGGGGAAGCUGCAACAGGUCCAUCCCUGCAACAACACCCCACCCCUCGCAGCAAGAGGCGGGAGAGCAACUGGGAGCAGCACCGGCUUUGCUGGCACAACUGGACGAGAGUCUGGAGCGCCUGCUCCCUGCCGAGGUGCUGCCUCUUCUGGUGCCUCUGGGCUUUAAUAUCCAGCGACUGAUGCAGUGGAUACACAGAAGCAGCACCAGCAACAACAAUGCCACCACUGGGGAUAGCGGCCGCAACAACACCAUCAUCAGUAACAGCCUUAGCGACAGCGGCGAUGAGGCUUUGUUUUGUCUAGAAAGGCAGCGCGCCCUACUCAGUGAGUUGGUGGAGGUUCUGGAACACUUCUUUGGGAUUGAUGCAUUGGAAGAAAAGAUACAAGAUCUCAGUUUCGCCAUGCGGCUGCUCGGGGAACUCACGGGCAUAGAGUGGCGGCCUGAGGAGGCCGUCGAGGUUAUUCAAAACAACUUCUGUCUUGGCAAGUAG
Molecule: messenger RNA, 2631 nt
Organism: Cyclospora cayetanensis
Lineage: Eukaryota; Apicomplexa; Conoidasida; Eucoccidiorida; Eimeriidae
Exons: 8
Coding region: 1-2631 (876 amino acids)
Biological process (GO): tRNA methylation; tRNA wobble uridine modification
Cellular component (GO): cytoplasm
Molecular function (GO): GTP binding; protein binding
Source: RefSeq, a predicted model, not a curated record